CUAUGGGAGUGUCACUCACAGUUAGGCGUGUUCACUUCACUGUCAGUUCUCCACCGGACAAACACAGCUAAACGCUUUCUCACAGACGAAGCUGGUUCUGCCUUCGUCGCCACCUAUUUAUUAAUCUUCUAAGCGCUGAAGCAGUUUUCGAAGUGCAUCUGACACUGGCGAUUUUGCUCUUGGCGUCUGUUUUAAAGAUAAGACAGAAUCACUAACCGGCUGCUGCGGACCUCAAGGCUAUUAAGUGUUAUUCAGAGGCUCUGGCGUGAUGUCAGGUCUGGGCGGGUCGGAUGACAGAGAGCUGAGGCCGGUAGACUUCAUCCAGCUUCAGCAGUACAUUGACUACUGCAGUCUAAAAGUAAAAGAUGUGUUAAAGGAAUUCAAUGCAGAUGGCAGGUUAGCCAAGUACAGACACGGAGAGUGCAUUGAUGAGGAAGGUUUCCGCCUCUUCCUGAAGACAUAUUUGGAGGUGGAGGACUUCCCAACGGAUCUGUGCCAGCGGCUGUUCAGAUCCUUCCAGAACUCAGAGUCAGCUAAAUCAGAUGAAAACAUGGAAGUCUUUCUGAAGGAUGUAUCCUGUUAUUUCUCUCUCCUGGAAGACGGGCAGCCCAGGGACAAACUUGAAUUUGCCUUCAGGCUCUAUGACAGAGAUGGCAACGGUGUCCUGGACAGUUCGGAAGUGGACCGCAUUAUUGCCCAGAUGAUGCACGCAGCAGAUUACCUCGGUUGGGAUGUGUCUGAACUGAGGCCUGUGCUGAAGGAUAUGAUGACAGCGAUUGAUGCAGAUAGCAGUGGAACGGUGUCGUUACAGGAAUGGGUGGAGGGGGGAAUGAAUAACGUCCCGCUGCUGGUUUUACUGGGACUUAAGAUGACCCAAAGAGACGGCCAGCACCUGUGGAGGAUGAAACAUUUCAACAAGCCUGUGUACUGCAACGUCUGUCAGAAUAUGCUUCUGGGGCUGCGCAAACAGGGUCUCUGCUGCACCUGCUGCAAAUUCACAGUCCAUGGCCGGUGUGCAAAUAAAAACCCGGCUCCGUGCACCCGCACAUAUGUGAUGUCAAAGAAAGAGACUGGGAUUGCGGCCCAUGACUGGGUGAGUGGAAACUGUGAUUCUGGGAAGUGUGACCGGUGUCAGAAGAAGAUAAAGAGCUUGCAUGGCCUCACUGGGAAACGAUGUGUCUGGUGUCACACCAUGAGACAUGAUGAGUGUGCAACCCAGGAACCCUUUGAAUGUGAUUGUGGCCCUUUCAGAGAUCAUAUCUUACCACCGUGGGCCAUUUAUCCCAUCAUCAAGGAGAGGGCGAACUGCAUAAAGAAUGGCUGUGCAUUUGCAAGUGAUGACAGUGAGCACAACACUACACCUGAUGGACAGGUACUACAGAUAAACCCAAUUCCUGACACUCAUCCUCUUUUGGUGUUUGUGAAUCCUAAAAGUGGCGGUAAACAGGGGGAGAGAGUCCUUCGGAAAUUCCAGUACUUGUUGAAUCCUCGGCAGGUUUAUAACCUUUCCAAUGGUGGACCAGGACCAGGGUUAUGUUUCUUCAGAGAUCUGCCGGACUAUAGAAUAUUAGUUUGUGGAGGUGACGGCACAGUUGGCUGGAUCCUUGACGCUAUAGAUAAAGCCAACCUGCCAAUGCGCCCCCCGGUGGCCGUGCUUCCUCUUGGCACAGGAAAUGAUCUUGCACGCUGUCUUCGAUGGGGAGGAGGUUAUGAUGGUAUGGAUCUGGGCCGGAUCCUGAAGGACAUUGAGGGCAGUUCUGUGGUUCCGAUGGAUCGCUGGAGCGUACAGGUGACCCUGGAGGACAGUCAGGAGAGAGGUGACCCUGUGCCCUACGAAAUCAUCAACAACUACUUCUCCAUUGGAGUGGAUGCCUCCAUUGCUCACCGCUUCCACACCUUGAGAGAGAAACACCCACAGAAGUUUAACAGCAGAAUGAAGAACAAACUGUGGUAUUUUGAAUUUGCCACGUCCGAGACUAUCUCAGCAUCUUGUAAAAAACUCAAGGAGUGUCUCACCAUUGAGUGUUGCGGGACCCAGUUGGAUCUCAGUAAUCUUUCUCUGGAAGGCAUCGCCGUCCUCAACAUUCCCAGCAUGCACGGCGGCUCUAACCUGUGGGGUGAAGCCAAAAAAAGUGACAGAGCGGAGCAGGACUUGCCUGAAGUCAUAGUAGACCCCGAAGUCUUAAAAGUGAGCCCACAAGACAUGAGCGACAAACGCGUGGAGGUGGUAGGAUUGGAAGGAGCCAUCGAGAUGGGACAGAUAUACACAGGGAUGAAGAGCGCAGUCCGACUCGCCAAAACAUCUCAGAUUAUCAUCAGGACAAAUAAGCCUUUGCCCAUGCAGAUUGAUGGAGAACCGUGGAUGCAGCCACCUUGUACCAUUCACAUCACACACAAAAACCAAGCCAGUAUGCUGAUGGGCCCUCAAGCCAAAUCUGGCUUUUUCAACCUGAAAUAGAGUUUACCUGCGCUUGAGGAUGUUUCACUUCGCUUCGAAACUCUGUGUGCAUUAACAAGGACUCUGAAGCUAAUAACAGUGUAAAGUGUAUGUAGAUUUUGCAGAAAAUCCUUAAUAAGGUUAUAGCUCUUACUCAAAAUCCUUGUGUGUUUUUAGGAGAUUAUCCUUACAUGAGGUACAAACUCUUCGCUAGACCAUCUUAACAUCAAAUAUGCUCUCCUUAAAGAAAUGUAGCGCUCUUAAACAGUAGCUCAUGCAUUUUUGGCUGUGAUAAAAAACGCAUAUCAUGUGCACAGGUCAUUCCAGGUAAAUAGGUUGGAUAUUUGUUUUAAGGUUAUGUAGAUAUACAUAAAAAUAUGCAUCACUCCAAAGCAUCUAGUGUAUGAAUCAAGGUUUGAUGCACAGUGACUUUGCUGUAUAGGUGGUUUAAAUAUUAGAGAUAGAUCUUCGCUAACUCUGCACACUGCUUUUAGUUAUUCCUUUAGAUUUUUUCUCAGCUACUUUCACUAAUUUACUAAUCAUGAAUGUCAGAUUACUCCAGGCUAAACAAUCUUUACCAGAACAAUGACUAGCUUUAGCAAAUUAAAAUCUGAAGAGCUUUAUGAGACAUCUAAUUUAUUUGCUGUUAAAAUGUAAACACCUAAAAUAGUAGGUGUAAUGUUUAGAUAAAAUAUCGAAAUGAGACCAACAGUAUGUUAACAAUUGUUAUUAGGUUAUUUUCAUUGUAUUAAGAAUGUAUCAAGUCAGUUGUGUAAAACUGAUUUUGCAACAUUUCAUACAUUUACACAGUUAGCAGUCCAUCUAUUGUGUUUCCUUCAGAAAGCUCAAUGGGCAAAAUCCUAAAGGUUUUAGAUUGCACAUUUAUGGCACUCUGGCAGGCUUUUUAAAUUUACGUUGCUCCUGAGAAUGUAGAGGAUCUCUUAAUUUUGUGAAUUUGUCUGAAUAAACAUUU
Messenger RNA from Sinocyclocheilus grahami, 3410 nucleotides. RefSeq names its product diacylglycerol kinase alpha-like. The coding region runs from base 269 to 2458 and encodes 729 amino acids. The record is from RefSeq and is a predicted model, not a curated record. Gene Ontology annotation, molecular function: ATP-dependent diacylglycerol kinase activity; calcium ion binding. Gene Ontology annotation, cellular component: plasma membrane. Lineage: Eukaryota; Metazoa; Chordata; Actinopteri; Cypriniformes; Cyprinidae. The transcript is spliced from 24 exons. Gene Ontology annotation, biological process: phospholipase C-activating G protein-coupled receptor signaling pathway.